UGGAAGAAGCUCGCGCAUGCGCAGUCUGGGCCCUUCGUCUCAGCUGUGCGGAAGGGGCUGAGGGUAACCUCCCGGACCCGGGGGAGCCUGUUGGGGUCAUGGCCUCCCACUGACAGGGCUAGGCGAGUAGAGAAGGGAGCGAGGCCGUUCCGCUACACCCUUCCCCGGGCCUGAGGCCGGUCGGCCUGGCCCUCGGCCUUCCCGCUGGGUGCUGCCGCCGUCAGUGCCGGCUGAGGAGGGGAGAUGAGUUGGUUCAACGCCUCCCAGCUCUCCAGCUUCGCCAAGCAGGCCCUGUCCCAGGCCCAGAAGUCCAUCGACAGGGUGCUGGACAUCCAGGAUGAGGAGCCUAGCGCCUGGGCCGAGACCAUUCCCUAUGGAGAGCCGGGAAUAAGUCCUCCUGUCAGUGGAGGAUGGGAUAGUUCAACCUGGGGAUUAAAAUCAAGCACUGAACCUCAGAGUCAACCGGUAGCCUCUCCUAAAGCAAUUACAAAGCCAGUUCGGAGAACAGUGGUAGAUGAAUCUGAAAAUUUCUUCAGUGUCUUUCUCUCUCCAACGGAUGUCCAGACCAUUCAGAAGGGUCCAGUGGUAUCAAAACCACCAGCCAAAUCUCAACGACCAGAAGAAGAAGUGAAAAGUACCUUACAGGAAUCCUUGCACACUGGACAGUCAAGAACAACUGAAACAACUGAGUCAAAAGUAAAAGACUCUUCUCCCUGUGUUGUAUUGAAGGAAACUCUGGCAGUAGGUACUCCAUCACCUAAAACAGAAGGCAAGCAUGAAGAAACUGUUAAUAAAGAAUGUGAUACAAAGGUGUCAACUGUACCUUUGAAAGUAUCUGAAAGUGUAAUUACUGUGAAAACCACUAGGGAAAAUAUAUCUAAUAUGUCCACACAGUCUCUCACAGCAGAAACAAAGGACAUGGCUUUGGAACCUAAGGAACAAAAGCACGAAGACAGACAGAGCAAUACACCUUCUCCUCCUGUUAGUACCUUCUCAUCAGGUACUUCUACCACCAGUGAUAUUGAAGUUUUAGAUCAUGAAAGUGUAAUAAGUGAGAGCUCAGCAAGUUCGAGACAAGAGACUACAGAUUCAAAAUCAAGUCUUCACUUAAUGCAGACAUCUUUUCAGCUUCUCUCAGCAUCUGCUUGUCCUGAAUAUAAUCGUUUAGAUGAUUUCCAGAAACUCACUGAGAGUUGCUGCUCAUCUGAUGCUUUUGAAAGAAUAGACUCAUUUAGUGUACAGUCAUUAGAUAGCCGUAGUGUAAGCGAAAUCAAUUCAGAUGAUGAAUUGUCAGGCAAGGGAUAUGCUUUAGUACCUAUUAUAGUUAAUCCUUCAACUCCAAAGAAUAAGAUAGUUGAAUCUGUUGAAGGAAAAUCUGAAGAAGAAGUAAAUGAAACAUUAAUUAUACCCACUGAGGACACAGAAAUGGAAGAAAGUGGACGAAGUGCAACUCCUGUUAACUGUGAACAGCCUGAUAUCUUGGUUUCUUCUACGCCAAUAAAUGAAGGACAUACUCUCUUAGACAAGGUGGCUGAGGAGGGCGAAGCUGCUGAAAGUCAGCCAGAAGCACUUUCUGAGAAAGAAGAUGUUUGCAAGACAGUUGAAUUUCUGAAUGAGAAACUGGAUAAAAGGGAGGCUCAGCUAUUAUCUCUUAGUAAAGAAAAAGCACUUCUAGAAGAAGCUUAUGACAAUCUGAAAGAUGAAAUGUUCAGAGUGAAAGAAGAAAGCAGCAGCAUUUCUUCCUUGAAAGUUGAGUUUACUCAGAGAAUUGCAGAAGCAGAAAAGAAAGUUCAGCUAGCCUGCAAAGAGAGAGAUGCUGCUAAAAAGGAAAUCAAAAAUAUGAAAGAAGAACUUGCCACUAGAUUAAAUAGUAGUGAAACUGCAGACCUUUUGAAAGAGAAAGAUGAGCAGAUCCAAGGGUUAAUGGAAGAAGGAGAAAAACUUUCAAAACAGCAGCUGCAGAAUUCUAACAUCAUUAAGAAAUUAAGGGCUAAAGACAAAGAAAAUGAAAAUAUUAUCACAAAACUGAACAAAAAAGUUAAAGAGCUAGAAGAAGAGUUGCAACAUUUAAAACAGGUGCUUGAUGGCAAAGAAGAGGUUGAGAAACAACAUAGAGAAAAUAUUAAAAAACUAAAUUCUGUGGUAGAACGCCAAGAGAAAGAUCUUGGCCGACUUCAAGUAGACAUGGAUGAACUUGAAGAAAAGAACCGAAGUAUUCAGGCUGCUCUUGAUAGUGCCUACAAAGAACUUACUGAUCUCCACAAAGCCAAUGCUGCAAAGGAUAGUGAGGCACAGGAAGCUGCUCUAAGUCGUGAAAUGAAAGCUAAAGAAGAACUUUCUGCAGCACUAGAGAAAGCCCAAGAAGAAGCCCGUCAGCAGCAAGAAACAUUAGCAAUUCAAGUGGGGGACCUUAGGCUGGCACUGCAACGUGCAGAACAAGCAGCUGCCAGAAAAGAGGAUUAUUUACGCCAUGAGAUCAGUGAACUCCAGCAGAGACUCCAGGAAGCAGAGAAUCGAAACCAAGAACUGAGUCAAAAUGUUUCAACAACAACAAGACCAUUGCUUCGACAGAUAGAAAAUUUGCAAGCAACUCUGGGGUCCCAGACAUCAUCAUGGGAGAAGUUAGAGAAGAAUCUUUCUGAUAGGCUUGGUGAAUCCCAGACCUUGUUGGCAGCAGCAGUAGAAAGAGAACGUGCGGCUACAGAAGAACUCCUUGCCAACAAAAUUCAGAUGUCUUCCAUGGAGUCACAGAAUUCUCUCUUAAGACAGGAAAACAGUAGAUGUCAGGCCCAGCUAGAAUCAGAGAAAAAUAGGCUAAGAAAACUGGAGGAUGAAAAUCAUAGGUACCAGAUUGAAUUAGAAAACCUAAAAGAUGAAUAUGUAAGAACACUUGAAGAGACAAGGAAAGAAAAGACACUGUUGAAUAGUCAGUUAGAAAUGGAAAAAAUGAAAGUUGAACAAGAAAGGAAGAAAGCAAUUUUCACUCAAGAAGCAAUAAAAGAAAAGGAACGGAAGCCAUUUUCUGUUUCUAGCACUCCCACAAUGUCACGCUCGAGUUCAAUAAGUGGAGUUGAUAUGGCAGGGCUACAGACAUCUUUCAUGUCUCAGGAUGAGCCUCAUGAUCAUUCAUUUGGACCAAUGUCUUUAUCGGCAAAUGGAAGCAAUCUAUAUGAUGCUGUAAGGAUGGGAGCAGGAUCAAGCAUUAUUGAAAAUCUACAGUCUCAGCUAAAGCUAAGGGAAGGAGAAAUUACCCAUUUACAGCUAGAAAUCAGCAAUCUAGAAAAAACUCGCUCAAUAAUGGCUGAAGAGCUAGUUAAAUUAACAAAUCAAAAUGAUGAACUUGAAGAGAAAGUGAAGGAGAUACCCAAACUUCGAACUCAGCUGAGAGAUUUGGAUCAAAGAUACAACACUAUUCUGCAGAUGUAUGGAGAAAAAGCAGAAGAGGCAGAAGAACUUCGAUUAGAUCUUGAAGAUGUAAAAAAUAUGUAUAAGACUCAAAUAGAUGAACUUUUAAGACAAAGGCUCAGUUAACUUCUGAAAAUGACAUUCCUAUCAAACUGAAUGUAAACAUUUAAUAUCUAAAUGCAGACUUCCAAUAAAUUCUUUUAUAGAAUUAGAAAGUGGAAUUUACUGUAGAGUUCAAAAAUUGAAAAAAAAAUUGUUUUAUAGUAUAUAGUAAUAUUUGAAGUUAAAUUAUUUUGUGCAAUAUUUGAACUUUAUUUUUGAGACUAUUCUUUAAAGAUUUAUUUUUUAAAGCAUCCUUCUUUUUUUUUGCCUUAAAUAGCACAGAGAUUUAUUACUUUAUCCUCAUAUCAAUAUGGUUAGGGAAGGAGAAUGAUGUUCAUAUAUGUAUUGUAGAUAUAUAACUAAUUGUAUCUAUAAUUUGUAUCUGUUUGUAUAUAUCGAAAACAUUUAAAGAGUGAUAUUAACAUAUUGAAACUUUGAAAUCUUCCACAAUUAAAUCUCUAAUUACUACUCAUGAAAAUGGACAUUAAGGGAUCAAGUAAAAAAAUUAUUAAACCUGCAGUUAUUACAGUUUGAACUAAUUUUUUUCUUUUAAAGUAGAAGUCACACUGACAUUGUCUGAAGUUUAAAAGAUGAAUAAUUUAAACUUUAAAAUUUUUGUGAUCUGAAAACUUAUUUCCCCCAGAUUCCACAAAUUUUGGUACUAUCUCGAAAGCUGUAGCUAUUCAAAGUUAUGAAGGCAUGAUUGGAUGGUGGAAAAAGUUGACUUAAAAACAAUUUUGUGAUGGUAUCACUAACACUUAAGUGAUUUUGAAGAGGUAUUGUUUUACUACCUUAUAAAAUGAGUCAAAAGUAAUAAAAUUAUUAAUAUGAUUUUCUCUAAAAAUUGUUCACAUUUUGUAAAGCCUUAUUUUUGGCUUUAUAUUUAAAAAUGAAUGUUUGCUAUUACAGAAUAUCCAUAACAAAAUAGAGAAAGUAUAGAGUUAAUUUAAAUUUGGCAUUUUGCAAUUCUGUGUAGUUGAUCAUUUUAUUUUUUUCUUGAACCUUUAAACACAAAAAUAGUGUGGAAUAACUUGAAAAAAAUAGCUAUGCCUUCUUCCAAAUGUUUGUUCAAAAGUUAACCGGGCUGUGUUUUAGACUUGUGAAAUAUUUUGAUACAUUUUAUUACUGAAAGUCAUUUGGCUGCCUUUUCUUCCAAAUAAAUUUAGUUAAAUUUUAAACAGUAGAACUUUGAAAUAUUGCUGUAAGUAAGCCAUGUUAAUGAAUUUGGAAUGCUUUUCAGGGCAAUUCAAGUGACCUCAUUUUUGUUCUUUUUGUAUUUCAGACAGUAUUUCUGUCAUUGGAUCUCUGAUUUGUAGCAUUAAUAAAUAUUCUUUCAAUGUGAGCCAGGUUCAUAAAACUAAUUUUCUGUAUUUUAGUGGUAAAAAGCAAUGUAAUAACUUUUUGUCAUCUUGAUUUUUUUUUCUUAAUAUUCAGGGGCUGACAGGGAAUGACAAGACUGAUAGCAAUAAAAAAUAUACAGAAUCAGAAAACUAGAGGUUUAGGAAUUAUGAAAUUUUUCUUUUAAAAUAUACAUUAGUGAGGGAAAAAAAGCCUUCAAUUGUGGAGAAAAGAUUGAAAUAAAACUCAUAUACCUUUCAAUUUACUAAUACUAAACAUUCUUUUCUCUUAAUCCUUAUCAACAUUAAUAAAAUCAAUUCAACUUAA
Equus quagga is the source of this 5172-nucleotide messenger RNA. It is a transcript of the gene TMF1, whose product is annotated as TATA element modulatory factor 1. The coding region runs from base 244 to 3531 and encodes 1095 amino acids. Lineage: Eukaryota; Metazoa; Chordata; Mammalia; Perissodactyla; Equidae. The record is from RefSeq and is a predicted model, not a curated record. The transcript is spliced from 17 exons. Gene Ontology annotation, cellular component: endoplasmic reticulum; Golgi apparatus.